Caenorhabditis sp. 36 PRJEB53466 is the source of this 568-nucleotide messenger RNA. The record is from the annotation of a GenBank genome assembly. Lineage: Eukaryota; Metazoa; Nematoda; Chromadorea; Rhabditida; Rhabditidae.
AUGAAUUCUCUGAAGAUUCUGAUUCUGUUAUCGCUAAAUGCUCCGAUUUGUUCUGAAAAGCCGACUCCUUCUCAGUGAGCAUGCAGAAACACGUCCACGAAAAUGCACUUUUCCAGAAUACUGAACAAACAAUUGGCAGCAGUCAGUCAGUCUCUGACUCAACUCAACGUCUCCCAUUUCCAAGAACUUUUCAACCGAGAACUGGUCGAUUUGGAUACGGUAUUCCAGCCAAACUGUGGGUGUCCGUGCAAUCAUUGCAGUGUUUAAUAAACGCUGAUUUAUAGUUCUCUACCCAAAUAAUGUGUUCGCGUCGAUGGGAGAUAGUGAAUUCAAGAACAGCUUGAAAGUAAAUUGACAGAGGACAAAAACUAGUUGAGCCAAACGUUUUCCAUUGCAGAUAUUCUCUUCAUUCGAGCCCACAUUGGUUUCAGGCGGAUCAAUCCGUGCGCUUGUCACGAUCAAGUAUAAAAUGGGCGGACAGUCGCACAAAAUGGACAAAGAGGUCGCAAUUGCAAAGGAUUCGAAGAGCCCCACUGGCUACGUGUUCGCUGCGUUCAAAACACUCUGA